UCUAAGUUUUCUUCCCCUCUGCUUUCCCCUCUGCCUGUGCUCUCAGACCCAUCAGUGUCUCUCCUCCUGUGGUGAGAAGCCCGUGGAGCCGCUCCUCUCCUGGGUCCCUCUCUGGCCCUGCGAGCGCUGCAUCUCCCCCUCCUGCAGACCCUCCCCUGUAAAGAGGCUGCAAACUGUGCUGCCAUCCCUGGCUGUGCCUGCAUUGAGGCUCCAAGGCUUUGCAAGAAGCACAACUGCUUCACCGAGUCUAAGCACAGGGAGAGGUUUCCAAGGUAUUGAUUUUGGCUCUGCUCGAGGCAGGCAGCUCCCUUGGUCUUCUCCGCCGGCAAAUAUUUGUCAUUUCCAGCUCCUCAGCUGGUCAAGACCAACAGAACUUGUCUGGGGAGCUGCAGCACUUUGCAUUCAUUAUUUACAGGGUUUCAGACAAACACUUGGUGCUUGGCCAGGGCCCAGCCCUCGGUGGUUGUGGACAGGCUGGGUGCAGUGGCCCAGCCGCGAGGACGAGCCUAGCUUGCUGCAGUGGCUCAGCCAGCUCGCAGCAAGCAGCACCAGAGCCUCAGCCUCCCCUUGCAGGCCCUCUGCAGGCUGGGGCAGGUGGGGUUGAUGAGCUCCAGUGACCUUUUGUGCCCCACUCAUUUCACAGAAUCUUUUGCUCAGAGAAGACCUUUAAUCCCCUUCCUGCACGCGCUCCGCAGCCCAGCCGCAGCUGCCACGUGCGAGUUGUCAGCUCUGUGCUCUUUGAUGUUCCCCUAGCUUGCUUUUUUCCCACUGUCCAGCUGCUCUAGAAAGCCCAAGCUGUGGUUACGUGGCCAGACGAGUACCAGCCCAGGUCUGGAGCCUGUGAGCAAAGGGGAAGGAAGCCAAAUGGGCAGCGAGGGAGGAACUGAAAUGUGUGUGAAGCGCUCGAAUCGCCCCUGGCCGGGCAGAGAUGAGAGCACACAGGUUCUCCCAGGCAGGCGCUGCAGCGCGGCCGCCGGGGUGUUCACGGAGCCGCAGCUCCGAGCUAGGGCUGGCGACUCCGUGCUGCUGCUGUGCCUCUUCCUGGACCCCGACAGCAAGGGAUGGACCCUGCACAAAGUGGACUGGCUGCACAAGGCAGGAGCUGGCACGCAGGAGGAGAUGGUGUUUUUUUACUACAGCAACCACGGCGUCCCCGCGGGCCGCUUCAAGAACCGGGUGCAGUGGCAGGGGAACAUCUCCCGCUGGGACGGCUCCAUCCUGCUGCAGGACCUGCGUCUCAACGACAGCGGCACCUACGAGUGCGAGCUGCGGCUGCUGGAGGCCAGCAGCGUCUUCAGGAGCCGCACGGUGCUGCUCGUCAGCCCCGCGCUCCCCAGAGGUGCCGAGGAUGCCGCGGCCCCGAGGGAAUCCGGGUUCUGGCCGGCCGUGGUGGGCUGCGGCUGCGUGGCCGUGGUGGUGGCGUUCCUGGCCGGGCUGUGCGUGAGGAAGAGGUAAAAACGCUGCUCUGGGUUUGGGGGGUGAGGAGGCGGCUCCCUGCAGCCCUCCUGGCCCGGGCCAGGCUGUGCCCCGGUGCUCGCAGGUGUGAGGGUUCAGCUGCCCAGGUGAGGCGUGCCAGCCUCCUGCUGCCAUCUGGUGUCACCGUGUCCCCUCGGCUCCCAAACCUCCUGAGCUGUGCCAGCAGCACGGAUAGCCUGGCCCGGGCGUGUGCUAAGGGGUGUCGGUGUCCCGGGAGAGCCAGGGAGGGACGGGAGGAGCGGGUGAUGCUUCCGGCCGGCGGUGACACGGCUGCUGCCUUCCCUCGAGGUUCGGGAGCGUCACAGCCCUGGAGAGGAUGGGGAAGAGCAGCAGCAAGGGCAAAGCAGAGGAAGCAAUUUACUCCUCAAUCCCUGGAGCUGAGGUGCCCAAGGCUGAGCAGGAAGCAAAGAAGAAGAGGAGAGCUGAGGACACCUACAUAACCAUGCACCCGUCUCACUGCCGGGACAACGGCGUCUACGUGGAGCUGGCCAAGAGAGCCAUCCCGUCAGAGUGGAUGGCAGAGGGGACCCAGGGGCAUGGACAGAGCCAGGAGCCCCGCAGCAGGCCAGAGGAGGCACUUCCCCAGCCCCCAGAGCGGCAGAAAUAGCUGUGCUGGGGGUGGCAGCCCCUUUCCAUGUGUGUCCGAGACACCUUUGUCACUGCGAGGACUGAGAACUGGUGACACGUCGCUGUGUGCCCCGGGCCAGGGCCCUUCUGGGGCACAGCCCACCCCAGGUGCCUGCAGGGGACCAGGGGACACCUGUCCCUCCGGCUCUUGCCCCCUGGGCUCGAGAGAGCGGGCACAGCCUCACGCUCCAUCUCUGCUCCUGGCCAGGGGGAGGAUCCCCAAGGGGGGAGACGCAGCAGGAGCCAUCACUAUUUUCUGUAAAUAAUAAAACUCAGGGAGCCUUCCCUGAUGCUGUCUUCAUUUUA
Motacilla alba alba is the source of this 2409-nucleotide messenger RNA. Its product is annotated as junctional adhesion molecule-like. The record is from RefSeq and is a predicted model, not a curated record. Gene Ontology annotation, cellular component: membrane. NCBI's taxonomy places the organism in Eukaryota, Metazoa, Chordata, Aves, Passeriformes, Motacillidae. The coding region runs from base 865 to 1455 and encodes 196 amino acids. The transcript has 6 exons.